AGUUUACGUGUUAUGCUUAGUAAUAAUAAUCAUUUCCUAAUAGGAUAUAUUUUGUAAGGAAUUUUUAUUGUUAUUUAUUAAAGUAUCAGUGCAAUGGUAUAUAAAUCCUUUUAAUAAUUCCAUAAUACCUUCAUAAAAAUAUAAAGUCAUGUGGUCAAUAUUCAUCGGAGUAACAUUCCUGACGUAUGUGGCCACAGAAUGUGGUCAUACUCAUAGCACAGAAGAACCCUAUAUAUUUUUAGACGCAAAGUGUCCUCCCAGUGUGACUACAGUGAGUGGAUCACACGCACCGGACGUUAUCUGCUCGGGAUCACUGAUAUUUGCUGAUGAAUUUGAAGAGUUCGACUUCGAGACAUGGGAGCACGAAGUCACUCUUGGUGGAGGUGGUAAUUGGGAAUUCCAAUACUAUAACAACAACCGCACAAACUCAUUCACCGACGAUGGAAUCCUAUUCAUACGACCCUCGCUUACGUCAGACCAGUUCGGCGAGGCGUUUCUGUCGAGCGGUCGUCUCAACAUCGAAGGCGGGGCACCAGCUGAUAGAUGUACCAAUCCCCAAUGGUACGGCUGCGAGCGAACGGGCACGCCCACCAACAUCCUGAACCCGGUCAAGAGUGCACGCAUCCGCACCGUCAACUCUUUCAGCUUCCGCUACGGUCGGGUCGAGGCGCGAGCCAAGCUACCAGCAGGGGAUUGGCUGUGGCCAGCUAUCUGGCUAAUGCCAGCCUUCAAUGCGUAUGGAACAUGGCCAUCUUCAGGCGAGAUAGACAUUAUGGAGUCGCGAGGUAACCGGAAUUUACUACAGAAUGGAUUAAACAUUGGCACUCAAGCAGCCGCCUCUACCUUGCAUUAUGGACCAUAUCCUCAACUCAAUGGCUGGGAUCGAGCACACUGGAGCCGGCAAAACGAACUCGGAUACGACAGGGAAUUCCAUCGCUAUCAGUUAGAAUGGACUCCAGAUUACAUCAAAUUCAGCAUCGAUGACGUAGAAAUGGGAAAAGUAGAUCCCGGCAAGGAAGGCUUUUGGAAAUACGGAGGUUUCGACAACAACCGUAACAUUCUCAACCCCUGGCGCUAUGGCAGCAAAAUGGCUCCCUUCGAUCAAAAGUUCUACUUGAUAAUCAAUUUGGCUGUCGGUGGAGUUAGCGGAUACUUCCCCGACGGACUUCAGAACCCCACUCCGAAACCUUGGUUGAACUCUUCACCGAAAGCCUCGACCGACUUUUGGGACGGCAGGGAGUCUUGGUUACCCACCUGGGGACUCGACCAGAACGAUGGUCGAAAUGCUUCGCUUCAAGUAGACUAUAUACGCGUUUGGGCUUUAUAAAUCUUGCAUUUAAUAAACGUACAUCAUAUCAGA
This is a messenger RNA of Bicyclus anynana (squinting bush brown), 1360 nucleotides long. Its product is annotated as beta-1,3-glucan-binding protein. The transcript is spliced from 8 exons. Gene Ontology annotation, biological process: carbohydrate metabolic process. Lineage: Eukaryota; Metazoa; Arthropoda; Insecta; Lepidoptera; Nymphalidae. The record is from RefSeq and is a predicted model, not a curated record. Gene Ontology annotation, molecular function: hydrolase activity, hydrolyzing O-glycosyl compounds. Bases 149 to 1327 code for a protein of 392 amino acids.